Molecule: messenger RNA, 16570 nt
Organism: Apis cerana (Asiatic honeybee)
Lineage: Eukaryota; Metazoa; Arthropoda; Insecta; Hymenoptera; Apidae
Product: protein Tob1
Biological process (GO): regulation of gene expression
Cellular component (GO): cytoplasm; nucleus
Molecular function (GO): transcription corepressor activity
Source: RefSeq, a predicted model, not a curated record
UUCCACUAUAGCGGCCACCACUCGGCGAGAUCGUGGGGGACCCGGCAGUCUCCGCUGGUACACCGAGCUGUGUGUUACCGUUCCUCGCUUGUUGUAUCACGUUCUCCGCCGUAAUCACCGUCGACGCGCGUCCCAUCUGACAGACCUGUAGUCGCGGCACCACGUCGUCGUUCCACACACACAUACACACACACAUAUACACAUACGCGCGGGUAACCUUAUAUAUAUAAAUAUAUAUAUAUAUAUACAUGUAAACUCAUAUAUAUGUAUAUAUACUGUACGUAGAAGCAAAGAGAGAGAGAGAGAGAGAGAGAGAAAGAGGGGGAGAGAUAUACACACUGGUGACCCAGCAGCGUACACGCCAUCCCCUGUAAUACGCACAUCGUAACGUGUACGAGGUCCGUGCACACACCAUCCGCCGGCACACGCGUCCUCUCGCGCACACGGACCAUCGGUGAACAGAGGAUCCUUCUCCGAUAUAUCGAAAGGAGGAGAUAGAAGGGAAGGAAGUAGCGACGCGGGUGUUCCAACCAGUGCUACGACGGAGACGCGAAGAAGGAAUUAACUCCCGUUAAUCUGGCACGCGCGAUCAACGUUUCCAAAUAAGUGAAAAUAUCAUCACGGGGAAGAUAGACUUUUGGUGCGAAGCAGGUGCGAACGGUCCUCGUCUGUUUCGUCUCUUCUUCGUUCAUCGGCUUCUGACAUCGAGGAAUAGCACGUGCAGAUGGAAAUGGACGAUCAACAAGAAAAAAAGCAAGAUAAUUAAUAACCUUUCAAGAAGGACGGACGUCUACGAAUUUACCCAAAAAAUGAAUCUGGAUAUAGACACGAUAAAGAUGACAUCUAAAAACAAAAGAUUCCGAAAAUACACGCGAUAUGCGGAAUAUCCGCUCGGCUGAUGGAGAUCGGGGAACGAGGCGCGAUUCGAGGCAGCGACCGAUCACGACAAAACCGCGCAAGUCAGAGGGAUCUAGCUGUCGACCGAGACGAGGCAACACCCGAAUCUCAAACACUCGAACGCCACAGUGGACGGCCGUGUCGUCUAGUGGCGCGUCGUCGAGGGGUCGCGAGGCGUUGGCGGCAAGACGGCCGAUCGUGCGAGGGUGCUGAGUACUAUUCCGCGGCUGCGAGGACAAGCAACAGCCCGAAGAUUCUCUCAGCAAAGGGCAAGAUGCACAUCGAGGUGCAGGUGGCGCUCAACUUCGUGAUAUCGUACCUCUACAACAAACUGCCGCGAAGGCGGGUGAACAUCUUCGGCGAGGAGCUCGAGAAGGCGCUCAAGGACAAGUUCAAGGGGCACUGGUACCCGGAGAAACCUUUCAAGGGAUCGGCGUUCAGAUGCUUGAAGACGGGCGACCCGGUCGACCCGGUGUUAGAAAAGGCGGCGAAGGAGAGCGGCGUGCCGAUCCAGGACAUCCUGGAGAACCUUCCAGCGGAGUUGGCCGUGUGGGUCGACCCCGGUGAGGUGAGCUACCGCAUCGGCGAGAUGAACGCCGUCAAGAUCCUCUACUCGGAGACGGGGGACCCGCACGACGAGAGCUCGGCCGACCGAGAGGUGACCAAGACGUUCAACCCCGAGGCCCAGUGCUUCAGGCCCAUCGAGGCCGUGGGCACGUCGCUGGGCGGGCUCAGCCUUAGCCCCAAGUCCACGUCCCCGUUCCCGAGCUCGUUGGGCAGCAACGCGAGCAACGGGUCGUCGAACAACCAGCAGAGCGGCCACGGAUCCGGUUCCUCGUCGGCGCCCUCGCCGACACCCAUCACCAGCUCGUUCAAGGGCUCGCCCAGCCCCGUCCCGGCGUUCAUCCCGCGCACCACGGCGCCGCUCACCUUCACCACGGCCACCUUCGCGCAGACCAAGUUCGGAAGCACCAAGUUGAAGACGAGCAGCAAACGGGCGAACAGAAUGUCCCCGACCGAGUUCUCGAACUACAUCAAGCAGCGGGCGAUGCAGCAACAGAUCCACCACCACCACCACCACCAGCACCAGCAGCAGCAGCAGCAACAACAACAGCAGCAACAGCAGCAGCAGCAGCAAGCGGCAGCGGCGGGCGGCCUGCCCGUUUCGCAAACCUCUCCCCGAAGCCGCAGCCUGUCGCCCGGAAGCAUAGUGGCGGGUGGCGGCCAACAGCACACAGACCCAAGCGCGUACUUCUUCCAGCACGGGCCGGCCGCUUAUCAUCCCCAAUUCCCCCAUCGCAACAUCUUCGACUCGUCAAGCCACGGCGGCUACCUAUCCGCCGACCUCUACACAGGCGUCAACUUCCCAUCGUCCUACCUCGACCCGACCACGAUCGCCGGCCACCAGUUCUACGGUGGCAGCGUGAACGGAACGAGCAACGCGGCGGGAAGCAACGGGAAUACGCAGAGCGCAGGGAAUCUGGGCCCGGUCGGGUCCGCGGCGACGAACAGCAACGUGAACGGGUCCGGCCAGCAGCAGGACAAGACGGCGCUCGUCGAGGGGUUGAACAACUUCGGCCUUGGCUCCGUGGCGCCGUAUCCGGCCAGCCAGUACCAGCACCUCCUCGUAGCCAACUAAUACCCCGCGCGAGUGGAGACCGAGCGGCUGGCGCGGCUCGAGUCGCGUCUGAUCCUCUGCUGCUUCACAGGACAGGAAGGGGAGUCGGGGAGGAUAGUAUGAGAGGCCGGGCCGUGCGAACGUGAGCGAACGGGCCACGUUCCAGCCUCUAUCUCGUGCGUCGAGACGUCUUCGUCGUCCAGAGUCUAGGUUCCGUACCCUGACACAUGUAAUACACACGUAAUACACACACACACACACACACACAAUACACGCAUACACGUAUAUACACACACACACGUACAACCAGAUUUCGCUUGCACCAUCCGAUCGGAGCUCACCUUCCUGCUCACCCCCACGCUACAUACAUAUAGAGUUCCCCACUCUGUCUCUCUCCUGGCGAAACGAGCGUCCAAUCCAAAACAACAAGCGGCAAGGUCGGUAGCUCUGCAUUGCUAGUGCAACGAUACCCCCUCCCCCUCCCCCUUCGAAGAUCAUCGGAUCAUCGCGACGACACUUGAAGCUCAUCGACUCCUGUCUUCUCGUUCGAUCUUCUCCGAUCUUUCGGGAGGAAGAGAGAAAGAGAGAAAGAGAGAGAGAGAAAGAGAGGAUCGGCGAGAGAGCGUGCACUGCUACUGCUGUGCGGUGCUCUCUUUGUUUGCUGUCUCUCUCUCUCUCUUUCUUUCUUUCUCUCUCUCUUUCUCUCGAAUAUGGCGAUCCGCUCGAUCUUACGUGUGUGAACAAUAUACGUGCGCGAAAUAGAGAGACAGGGAGAGAGGAAGAAGACGGACGCGAUGAAAACACCGUGGAAGAGACAGCACCGAGGUCGACGCGCACGCGAGCAUCAAGACGACGUGACGUGGAGAAAGUGAGAGAGAGAGAGAGAGAGAGCGAGAGGGAGAACGAAAGAGAACGAAAGAGGAAGAGAACGAGAGUUAGAGCGAGAAUGAGAUUAUACAGAGCGUGUACAGAGGGAUUCGUGAGCGUGUGUGCUGAAGCGUUCGGGAGGAGAGAAGAGGCGGAGGAACGAAAGAAGAGGAGGUGGGAUUGUUCGAUGCGACGGUACUCGCGAACGCGAACUUUGCGACCGACUAACAUAUAUAUAUAUAUAUAUAAAAGCCGCGUGUAUCUUGAACAUUCUGAAAAACCGAAAAACAACAACAACACGGACACCAUGGACCCGAUUGCGCGAUGGCGCUUGUCGUUCGACGAAUGGCUACCACUUGUGUUUCGGACUAAUUUGGUCGGCAGCCAUCUUGGGGCGAAUAAAUCUUGAGAUACCAUACGGACGCGUAAAAAUGGAAUUGCGUGUAUGCGUACUCUAUAUAGAGACCACGGAGAGACCGAUUCGUGAUAUGCUUGAAGAAGGAUGGAAGAAGAGAAUGAGAGAGAGAGAGAAAGAGAUGAAAAAGUCGAACGAUGCGCCAUGCGCCCACACCUGGGACAGCGAAAGAGCCAAGAGACACACAUACAAAUUCGUACGCGAUGCGUAUAAAAUUCCACACGGGCCAGAUUCAUAACGGACACACUUACUCCCAACCAUUUACCUGGCGACCUAUAUACAUAUACAUAUGCAUAUAUAUAUGUAUAUAUAGAUAUAUAUAUAUAUACACAUUUGCCAUGUGAACACACGGAAAUGCCCCGCCUGGUGGUGGCGUGGUGACACGAUCACGAUAUAUACAGACACGGAAGAUAUACAUACAUACAUAUAUAUAUACAUAUAUACAUAUAUACACAACACAUACACACGGAGGCAUCACGCGUCCGUGGUAAAGACACAUUGAGGGCGGGGUGUGCGGACACUUAAUAUCGCGCACGACUUCACCAACACAUACACACAGAUAUUACCAACGUGUAAUAAUUUAUUUUUUCACUGGUAUAGUCGGAGAAUUGAUAUUGAAUAUAUCUGUAGAGCCUAUGUAUUAUAUUCAAAAUAUGCACUCACUUCGCGGGUUGUCGCGAAACGGUGUAGGGACUACCAGUAUCCGGUCUGUCGAAACGUCGACGAACGAACACCCGGGAAGGCUGUUAGUCGUAGCACAUCUUCUGCUAGAUUAUUCCUCUUACGCACAUUUGUUCGAUUCGGGAAAAACCGACGACCGAAUCGAAGAGGAAGAAGGAGGACGAUCAUUGAAGAAGAGAACGUGGCGGUAUUGGAAAAGCGAAGAGGACGAUGAUAUAUAUUAUAUAUGUAACACGGCUGCCGGUGGGAUUCUUUCUCGAUCGAGUCGCAGAUGGUGCUCGCGGUUCCAUACCGUUCGGAAAACUCGUCCUCGGUACGAUUUUACAUUUUAUUUUUAUAAUAAAUGCAGUAGAGCGUAGGAGAGAAAAAAAAAAUUGAAAAAAGCGAAGAAGCAAAGAGGAGAGAAAGAGGAAGAGAGAGAGAAAGAGAGAAUGGAAAAAAGGAAGAAAAGUAGUGGUGGCGUGUUCGCGCGAACGGGAAUAUGGCCGUGUUGCGUCGCUGCCCCGCCAAGGGAAUCAGAGUUUCUCUUUACGGCCGUGGCGUUAGUGGCGUCUAGAGUCGACCGUUGUAUCGAAAAAAAAAAAUAACUUUGAAAAGAACGGUCGACUGCGGUCGUUAUACGGGCUUAAAAAAAAAUACUUGAGCUUAAGAAGAACUUGUCGACCAUGGUUGACGCUUUCGAUUAUUGUAGUCCCUUCGUUUCCCUCGUAAGAUUUUCUUUCGACGCGACCUAACCUAUUCUAUCGUGUGGGAUCAAUCGGAUGACGCUAGAUUCGUCCAUAAGGGGACAACAUUCUCAAAAUUGUGAUCGAACAAUGUUCGACGCGCGAACUUUCCUAAUUCCCGUUUAAUCAUCUCUUUAAAUUCCUGUUUCUAAUCUAUUCGAUCCCAUUGACAGGCGUCGAUUCUAGGCUGUCCGAACUAGCGUGGUUGACGUCCUGGUCUGAGGAUGUUCGAAAAUCAUGGACAAAGGGCGCGUCGAAAGGGAAACAAAGCCGGUGAAAGGGGUUUGGAGCAGCGAGCAACCAGCCGGUUCGCGUUCGCGAGAUUAAUUAGAUGAUUACGUUGUUAAAGGCCGCUGUUACUGUCCUCGACGGCCGGAGAUGCGACCGUGCUCGUGACCUCGAACACGCCUCCGGGCGUCGAUCCGUUUAAGGAAACUUUAGCGUGGAGCUAUGCAUCGGAAUUCAAUUUUGCCAAAUAUUUUUCCAACGCUAUAGUUUCGGGGCUUAGCGUUAGUUCGUUGUCAUUCUAUGAUUCUAUGAAUAUUUAUCGAUCGGCGGGGAAAGUUGGGCAGAAUUAAAAUUAUCUUAGCUCUCUAUAAAAACAUUUGAGUUUAAAAUUAUAAAAAUUAUUAGCUUCUCUUAUAAGUAAAAAAAAAAAAUUCCAUCAAAUUCAUUCACCACUUUUAAACUCGAACUUACUCGAAACGUAUGAAUAAAUUAUAUAUAAAGUCGGUUUAAGAAAAAUCGGAUCGAAAAUCGCUCUCUUACGUGCUCGCUCCACGCUCGACCUCGGGCUUCAAAUCCAAGAUCCAGUCUCCGAACAUAGCACGGAUGAAUCAUAACUUCUCCUUAUUUGAUCAUCAGCUUGUCAGAUCGGGUCACGGUCGGCCUCGUCCGUCGAGCAAUCGCGAGAAGCCGCGACAGCAACAAUGGCGGAGGUGCCGCGAGCCGCGGGCCGGGCACUAGGUGCUAAAAGUAUUAAAAAAAAAGUGUUUAAUCUUGUCGUCGUGGGACAAACGUACGGAAUAAACGCGGCCAUGGACUGUCGAAUUGCUCGCGCGAAAAGUAAGAAGAAAAAGAAGAAGAUCGCGUUUCGCGUCGGUCGAUCCGCUCGAUCCUCUCUUAGACUAGUUUUGAAAAAAAAGAAAAAAAAAAACUUUAGCGUGAAACUUUGUAUCGUGUAAGUGUAAUAAGUAGUAUAAUUUUUAGGCGUGAACUUUCGUCGUUCUUUCGUACGGAUUUUUAUAUAGCAAGUUUUGUAUGAUCGACGCCGAGCAACCAGCUUCCUGCGGUCGUUCCGUCGUUCCUGCGGUGGAUCCGAGAGCGUAUCGAUCGACCGAUCCUCGACGUCUUUGCUCGCUUUUUUGUCGAGUAGAACGAAAUUUUUCCUAAUUUCGAUAACGGAUUUCUUCGAUGCGGAUGGUAAAUUUUGUCGAGGGAUAAGAAAAAUCUCGUUCCAUUUCGUGUUCUCGAAAAUUCUCAGAAACUUGGACGGAAAAUUCCUUGAAAGAAGAGUUCCUUCGAUAUAAUAUUAAUAGACUCUUCGCGAGAAGAAUAAAGAGAAAGAGAGAGAGAAGCCAUAUCGAGGCUUCUUCCUAUUAGAAAAUCGAGGAAUUUUGAAAAUUGUCGAGCGAUUCGGCAGUUGUGUGGCCGCGCGAGGGGGUGCUAAAAACAAAUGUUUUUUAACCGCGGAACUAAUAAGGGUAGGAAGAAGUGGGUAGAAGAGGAAAAAUCGCGGGGAACAGAGGCGAGAGGGGACAAGGUGGGAGAACAGUACCCUUUAUAGUAAUAUCUAAACUUAAUUGUAACUAUUAACGAUACGUACGACUGUGGUAGCUAUGCUAGUACCUGCUAUUGUUAAAGAGAGAGAGGGGGAGAGAUUGGAGAGAGAGAAGAGAGAAAGGUAGAGCGAAAGAAAUCGAUUGGAUUGAGUGAUGAGUCGAGGGAAAGAAGGGAGGAGUAAAGACUUUCGAGGGUUGGUACGUGGCGGAAGACGUCCAUCGGUGUAAGGUGACCCAGUUCUCGGAUCACUUUCUCGAUAUAUUCGGAUCGUUAGUCCUCGCUAAAUAGAAAAAAAGAAAAAAAAAAGAAAAGGAACAAUUUUCGAUCGAACCUCGAGAAAAAGAGAGAGAGAGGGAGAGAAAGAGAGAGAGAAAGAGCUCUUCUCGCGCCUGGAUUAUUUUUCUAAUCUAAUCUAAUCUUUAUAAUCAUCGAACGAAUUGGGUAUCCGCGACGAAAUCAGCGAAUCGAGAUCCUCGAUUCGUCCUCGAACAAGAUCCUCGUCGCGCUUUGGCGACGUUCAUUGUAAAUGUCUCGAGGCUUUUCUUUUUUUUUUUUUUCUUCUUCAACGAUCCGAUCAGGAAUGGGAUAGGAGAAUGGCGAGAGAAGGAUUAAGAAGGAAAGUUGGAGCAAGCGUUGCAAUGAGUUGCGAAUCAAAUAUGGAUCUCGGCUUGAGACGAGAGGCUCAGUUCAGCGAAGAAUCAAACACACGUACACGAUGUAUACUCUUCUAGCAAAACCAAAAAAAAUAAAUAAAUAAAAAAGGGGAAAAAAAAGAACGAACGAAGAGAGAAAGAGAGGAAGAGAAAGAGAAGGAUACUGAAUCGGAUUGAAAUCGGUGGAUGGCAUGGAGACGCGAGAUGGAUGAGUUGAGGUGAGUGAAGGAGAGAGAGAGAAAGAGGAAGGAAGGAGGAGGAGGAGAGAGAGAAAGGAACGAGAUAUAGAGCAUACAUUGAGAUACAUACAAAAAGAUAAACAUAUAGUAUUAUACGAUUACAAUACGAUUGUAAUGAAACACUUUGUAAGCAAGGAAACAAAAAAAGAAAAAAAAAAUUAAGCAUAGUUUUCCAUAAUCUGUAAUGGAUGUAUUCGUUAACGAAUAAAAAAAAAAUGACGACGAGUGGUUAAGGAUAAUACACACACGAACACACACACACAUACACACACUGACACGCAUAUACUGUACACGAACACACAGUUGAAUAACCGUUCGAAGUAACUCGGGUACACGACACACAAGAAGUAAUAUGAAAAAAAGAAUAAAAAAAGUAACUAAUAAUUAAUAAACACGUGAGUAACGUGACGACGUAAACAAACGGUAAAUCUGUCUCUUUAAAGUAUCAUGUGUCUAUAAACUAUAGCGAUCGAUAUUGUCUUUUUAACCGUAAAUGGAGAAACAAGUAAUCGUGGUAACGUAACUAAUGUCAUAGCGAUAACCGAACACUGCAAUAUUAGAUAUAAUAUAUAUUCAUACAUUUAUAGAGAGAAAAGUGAGGGAAAGGGAAUGAGGAAGAAAAAGAGGAUGAAGAAAUUGUGCGAGGCUCUGACGCGCGUGAUUAGAAAAGAAAGGAAAAAGAAAAAAAAAAGAAUAGAGAAAAAUUCGAAAUAACUCGAGACGAUAUAUCAUCGAUUCCUUCUCGAAAGCUUUUUUUUUUGGAAGAUUGGAUGAAAAAAAAGAAAAAAGGGAAAAAAAGGAAAUAGAAAUAAGAAUACACGCAUGUAAAGAGAGAGAACGAUCCGAACAACAAAAUGAUGCGAGACUCGCGUGUCAGAGCGGAAGUGAGCAAACGUGAUACGAUCUCCAGGCACAGUUGAAAAGAGAAAGCCGUUUCAUGUUGAAAAAUGAAAAAAGAAAAAAAAAAGAAAAAAAAGAAAAGCAGCAAGAGUAAAGCAAAAUGAAAACUGAAUGGAAGCGAACAAUAUUAAAUAUGCGUUUUGUGUAUCGGACACACUCGAAGCUACACACUCACGCGCACACACAGACAGCAGAGACACUAUUACUACUACACAUACACACACACGCACACGACACACGAAGAAACACAAAGAAAGACCCAAAAAAAAAAACCUAUCGAUUAUUCUACCAAAUAAUGAAUUAACAAGAGGAUGAUCAUUAGAUUUGUAAUUAAUUACAUAUAUAUUUUUCAAUACUUUAACUACUUGCUGAAUGUAAACUAUAUACAUAUAUAAUUAUAUAUUAUAUAUAUUAUAUAUAUAUUAUAUAUACACACACAUACCGCGUAGGGCUGUAUCUCGAUUACAGCGUGGCGUAGAAGGCCGGCCCGCCGACUUCCGGUUCUCAGCAAGAUCGCAGCGACGAACACCGCCAAAAACGAUGCGAACAGAAUCGUAACACGACGAAUUGGCAACAGACACGCGUAAGUGUAAGAAAAUGUCGUUUCGACGUUGUCGAAGAUCGGAAGUGGCGGGAUAAGCCUUCGACUGCGGGACCGGAGGGCGCGCCAUGUUGACUCGAAGGUUGCGUUCUCCGGGCAGGGACGGAGAGAUCUGCGAAAGAGAAGGAGAGAAAGAAAGAAAAACCUUUUUGUACCCCACCCAAGUCACACUCUCGGUGUCGAAACGGUAAAGAAAAACCAAAAAAACAAGCAACUAUGUUACUCGUGUAAGUGCAUCCUAAAUGUAACUGUUACGAAAUGCCCCUUCUCCGAAGCCCCACCCCAGGCCCCAGUCUUCAUCGUUUCGUACGUAGCAAGAGAGAGGGAUGAAACAAGCGGCGGAGAAAACGAGGAAAAGAAACAAUAGUGCGAAAGGAAGGGAGAGAAAGAGAGAGAGAGCUUGAAAUUUUGAGCGAAAGAUAUAAAACGCGCGUGUGUGGCGAGUGAAAAGAUACGAAUGAAUUUUCCGAUCGAAAUAUAAUCACAUAUAUCUGAAAACAGUGCUUCGACUAUGAUUCGAGAGACUGUUGAAAACCAGUGUGCGUGGAGAAACGAAAAUUUCCAGAGGCUGAGCAGUUGUUUCUCGGUUCUCGAUGCAUACGUGGAUGUCUCUUGUUUCUUGACCCCUUCCGUGACGCGACGUUUUCCUUUUCGUUCUGUUCGCUGAACACGGUUUGUUUACACGCGUGCGCGCCCACGUCCUUUUUUUCCGCGUUUAUCGUCGUUUUAACACUUUUUCAUCGUGAUCCGUGUACACUCGGAAUCGAAUGUGAGAACGAGAGACGAUGCGACGAGUGAUACGUGUGUACGUGCGAAUGAUGAAACGUGUGUGUCUAUGCAUGUAUGGGGGAGAGAGAGAAAGAACGAACAAAGUGGGUGAGCAAGUGUUGAGGAUGUGUGCAAGCGAGACAAACAGCGAGACACUGUGCGCCUAUAUAUGUAUAUCUGUAUAUAGGUACCAUUUUCAACCGCUACCGUUGUUUCUUUCAUACUAUUUCUUCUCCUUUUUUUUAUUACUAUUACGAUUUUAUUAUUAUUAUUAUUAUUAUUAUUAUUAUUAUUAUUAUUAUUAUUAUUAUUAUUAUUGAUUAUAUUAUUAUUGUAAUCGAGAUGUAUUUUCUGUUGGCUUUAGAUUUUGUUCCUUUAUUUUUGUACGAGAACCGUUUUACCUUUACUAAGUGUGCGUUAAGUAAGCUAUAUAAGAACAUUUUUUUCUUACCGUCAAUUUUGACGAUCCAUUCAGAUGGAUCUAUUGCGCGAACGACGCCGAUCGUUAACGAAGAUCGUCAACAAAAAAAAGGAGAUCCCUUAUCACACAACGUGGUGUUAAUUUUCCGAGAAACGAUAAAAUGUGAAAACGAUCAGCGAUGUUCGCCAUUUUUUUUUUAGAUAUUAAGAUGACUCUUUUCAUAAAUCAAUUAUACGUAUAUAUAUAUAUAUAUAUAUAUAUAUAUAUAUAUAUACGUAAUAUAUAUAUAUUUUUUUCUCUUUUUGUUCUUUUACCUUUUAUUUUAAUUCUUUUAUUCUUUUUUUUUUCUUUUUGAUAGUUUGUUAUUGUUGUUUUUGUCCUUUCUUUUUGUAUGACAUAUUUGAUUAUAUCAGCGUGCUUCGCUCCUCUAGAUAAUAUAUACCAUUAUAUAUAUAUAUAUAUAUAUUUUUGUUAAUAAUAUAAGUGGUUUGACAUAAUUACAGUUACAGUGAUUAUCCUGUUGUAAUGGAUUUGUUUUCUAUAUCUCUUGCGAUCCACGAAUGAGUUAUUAAUAUAUAUAUAAAAGAUAUGUGCAUAUAUAUAAAAAUAUAAAUAUAUAUGUAUAGAGCAUUAUACAUACUUAUAUGAGAAAAUUAUACAUAUAUAUACAUAUAUAUAUAUAUAUUAUAUACAUACACUGCUAUUAUAUUUUGUUUAACGAGGAGACAAACCAAAAGAGCAAAAAAAAAAGUGAAAAAUAUCUAAGAAAAAAACAAUGGGUGAGGUGAAAAGUCAGAGUUUUUCGGCGUGUUGCUUGUUCUGAAUUAAACAUCAGAGUGAAGAGGGUUAAAGCAGAGAGGAGAAUGAGUGUACGAGUGAGGAAGAGAGAUUUGAAAGAAGCGUUUCUUGAAAUUUUUCAAAUAUCCGGGUCAUCCUCUCGACCCAAAAAAGAGAGAAGAAGAAGAAGAAGAAAAAGGAAAUUAGCGAAUUAUGAAACGAGAGAGGGCGAAAUGAGAAAAAUGGAACGAAACGUAUAUAUAUAUAUACACACACACACACAUAGACAGGCAUGUACACAUAUUACACACGCGCUAACACACACGAACAAUCCGACAAGUAACACACCGGCUGAAACGAGGGAGAGUGGACGAAAGGGAUAAAGAGAAAAACCAAAAAACAGUCAAGUGUGAGACAAAAAUGAAACUCGCGUGUAAAAUAUACUUAUAAUAUCAUUUUGUAAAUUAUUUUUUGUAUUUUUAUAUAUAUAUAUACAUAUAUAUAAAUAUCAAAGCAUACGAGACAAAAAGCGGAACAGUGUUUGUGCGUACGAAAAAAAGGGAGAUACGGAGAGAAAGGACGAGUGAGAGAAAGAACGUUGGAGAGAGAAAAAGAAGAAGAAAGGAUAGAAAUUUUGGGGAAUGGAAGGAUGCCGUGAAUAAGAGUGAAAGAGCGAGAAAGAGUGCGUUAAGGGAAAGUGUAAGAAAGAGGGAAAAACGGAGAUGAAAAUCUCGUGAUACGCAUUGAUAACACUGACGAUACUUAAAUCGAUCGUUGAUCAAAAAAAAAAAAAAUCGUCCUUUCGUUGAUCGAGAGCGGCGCCAGAAAAGAUGCUGUUCGUUUAAUGGAUAAAAGGAAAAAAAAAAUAGAAAAAAAAAAGAUAAAAAAAAGAAACAAAGAAAAAAGCGUAAAAGACGCGUGCGUAAAAAGAAAAAAAAUAUAUACAAUGCGCCUGUAUGCAGCCUGUUCGUGAAGGAACAAACGUGUACACAAACACACAUACAGAGACAUACACAAUCUCACAAUACAUAUUAUGUUAAUUCGUGACACAUAACAGAAUCCUGAGAUGAUAAUGAUGAUUUUUUUGUUCCCUAUUAUUUGUACCUUUGUAUUGUAUUUCUGCAGCUUGUCAAAUGCUUUGUUUAUUACUACUAUUACUACUGUAAUAUUAUCGUUAUUCUUAUUACUCUUAUAAAAAUGAUUAUUCUUAUUAAUAUUAUUAUUAUUAUUAUUAUUAUUAUUAUUAUUACUAUUAUUAUUAUUAUUAUUAUUAUUAUCGCUAUGAAUUUGAGAUAUAUUGUACCGCAUAUAUUGUCGACCUUGUUUCCGUGUACCACUCGUUUGUCGCGCGCGUCCAUAGAAACGCAGGCGUGUGCAGCCAAGUGUUUCUUUUCUUCUUCGAAGGGAAAUAGAGGGAGAAAAAAGAGAAUGAGAGAGAGAAGAGAAAAGGAGGAAAGGCGUAGCACGAUCGCCUCGAAAGAGAACGGACUAUGCGACAACAGUGGAAACCUCGCAACAACCAGUUUAGUCGUAUUUAGUAAAGCCGAGAGAAGCAGCGGCGUGUUGUUAGGUUUAUUAAUUAAGAGCACCGUGCGCUCGGCUGGCGAACGGAAGCGAAACGCGCUUCCGGCCGAGAGACGCGUUCACGAACUCACGCGAUCACUACGAUCACUGGUCGAGGAGGGAUGAACAAUUCAGGGGAUCGAGAAGAGAGGAGGAUACGGGUCGAGAGAUACGGUGGAUUUUUUAUAAUUUUAUAGAAAAAUACAGAGGAUACACCGUUGAUUCCGAACGAGUGUCUCGGUGUCGACGGAAUCGAUAGAAAAAAAAAAUUAAGAGACAAUUAGGUCGCAGAUUUUUUUACGAAAGCUUCGAUCGAGAGCUCUUCGCGCGUGUUCUAGAGGUCUCUCUGUGUUGCAAAUGGAGACCUCUCGCGUAAAGCUGCGUUCUCAUUGAAGUUACGAUCUGUGCGAUCUUUCGUUAUUCUAGAAAUAUAUUUAAAUAAAUUGUUGUAAUAUUUUGUCCAUAUUGAAAGGCGUAAUUAGAGUUAAUAUAUAUUUGAAGUUUACUUUCGUCAUCAGUCGUGAGAAUGUCAUUGUUACUUUUUUUACUCGGCGAACGGGGAAAAGAAAUGUGGAAAAUUAUUUUUUAAGAAAUAUAGCUUCACUGAGGAUGCAGCUUGAAAUGAUUCGCGGUGGAACGAUCAUCCUUCUCGACACUGUCGAUCGACCGAUUUCGAACUGGAUUAUUCGAAUUAGCGCUGCUGUUGUUCGUGGUGUUGUCUCCAUCGUUCAGUGGCUUCUUCUGCGGAGAUCCGUCGAGAAAAGUUUCAAGAAAAUUUCGUUUCACGCGUACAAGUUAAGAGCGAAUGGGUAUAAUAAAGACGAGGGCGAGGAGAAAAUGAGAGAACGUUUUCCCGAUUGUUUGCCUGUUUCGUGCGUGCGUUGAGUGCAUGCGGUUACGGAGGGAACUUUUCGUUUCUCGAGGGUGUGUUCUUUCUUAUACAAUAUUGUUUCUCGUGCAAGUACGGUGGACGAGGGUGGUGCCGAUCAAACUCGCUUCCUGGAUCGAAUCCCCGCUUGGACCUCGAUCGAUUCACCUCGCGUCGCCACCUCUCGCGACAAUUUUGGGCAGAGUCCGGUUCCUCUGGUGAUAUUCUGGCUCGAGAAAGGGGUGAAAUGUCUCUCGAGCCACGCAUUUCGAAUCGCUGAGUAUCGCAAGUUUCGGGAUCAAAUCCAUCCGCGAUUUGAGGCGCGAUAUUAUUUUUCGGUUUACGAUGAAUAGCUUAAAAAAAGAAACCAUUUACUGCUGUAUCAUUUUUAAGAGGCGUGAGAGAAUAUUUUAAUCGUUGAUCGAAAUUUUAAUAUCGUAAACUUAGUAGGAGGAUUUAUUUCUAUAAUCUCCAUUCUAUAAAAUUGGAUAGAGGGAAAUUUUUACUCGGAUAUAUUUUCAUUAUAAUCGUUCGAAUAGGAUAUUAGAAAAGAAAAUAUAUAUCUGUUGAAUUAUUAGGAUUAUAAAUUAACGAAAGAUCUAAGUAAAUAUAAAAUAUUUCUAUAUAAAAAAUGGAGAACGUAAGUCAUAAGAAUUGGACGUAUAAAUAAUGAAGGAGCGCACGUUGAGGACUCUGCCCUCGGAAAUCAAAUAGAUAAUUAACAGGUUGGGUAGGAUGGACGAGUGAUCUGUUCAUCGCGAAACGAUGAUCGAGAGGAUCGAAGAGAGGAUCCGUGAUCCAGGAUGGCGUCGGUGAGGUCAAGGGGAGGGCGCCUGGUAUUAGUACACAUUAGUUUCUUCGAUAGGAGGCGCCAUUAGUUGUUGGAAUUUUGUAGUCUAGGCGAUAAUUCUCGAUAUAGUUCAAUGUUGUCGAGUUUUUAUUAGUUGAAGAGAGCGGACGCGCGCGGUCGCGUGGAUGGAAACCGGAAAACGUGCCAAACCAACUUACAAACCACGGAGGGAGAUUCCGGGGCCGAAAAAUCGGGACGAUUCGCAUCGUGCGAUGCUUCGAGUCGAUGUGCGUUUCUUCUGGCAAAUAUAUCUGUUCCUAGAUCUGUUGUCUUUGAUGAAUUAACAAUGGGACAAGAAGACGCGUUUAUGUAUAUCGCUUCAAGAUCGAUCUUUAGCGAAAUAAAUAAAGAUAUUACGUUUCCUCCCUCGAAGAUCGGUUUUGUUCUGUUCUUGAGAAACGGUGAUGAAGAAAUGAAAAAUUUUAGUAGUAGUAAUAGUAAGAAUAGCGUAGAAGACACUGGAAUGAAGUUGAAGCAUAAGGAACGUACGUGAGGCAACGAAGCCGUUUGUUGGUAGCCUUUGAUCGAUUUUUUUUCUUUUCUUUUUUUCCAAGAAAACGAUGCGUUCGUUGGAUUCGCGAGGACGCAGCCUCGACGCAGUAACUGUCCCGAAGGAAUCGAGGGCGCGUGUCUCGCAAUUCCUUCGGAGCGCGUCGAUCUCUUUGAAACGUUUGAAAAUCACGAGACUCGAUUUUACUUGAAAAAACGUAUCGUAAAGUAUUUUCGUCUCGCCUUCCCAUCGAAAUUGGUGAGGAGCUCGUCGGAGGGAUCCAAAGUCCGAUUAAUCGCGAUCGAUUUCGACGAGAGGAUCGCGAAAAAACGUGGGAGAGGGCUUCGAACGAAUUACCAGUUGGAACGACCUUCUUUAUUCGUUUUGAUACAACAACGCAGAACAGAAUCUACCUAUUAUUAGACUAGUUUCAGAACUUUUUUAUAGAAAUUUUAUACAGUAUACUCGGGACGCAGCAUGUCCUCCGACUACUCUUCGCGAUCCUCCAUUUUGCUUGGAAGAAAACCUGUUGCGAUCGAUGUUUGACGAGAGCUCGCCGAUGGACGCGAACGAAAUGAAGAUUCUUCGACCAAAGAAAGAAAUCGAGUCUCGAAAGUGGAAUGACCAAGCCUAAUGCGUUCUCUCCGAGAGGGCCGAAUUCCGGUUUCCUUCCUUCGAGACCCGGCGACUCGUCUCCGCGAAUCGAUGUGCGGUUAGUCGCGACGUUAUCGAGUCAUUAGGGGGAGCGGCUCGAAGUGUCGUUUCGAAGAUCGACACUUUCGUGCAAGCGGCUCGUUUCGACACGCGACCACCGAUCGCAUCCCCGCGAGUCUUCGAUCGACUUCCGCUUCCCGCCUCCCCACUCUCUGCUCUCUCCACGACGCUCGUCUCGGUCUUUCAGUUUUAUUCGUUCUUGGUCGGAGAAAGAGAAAAAAGAGAAGAAGAAGAAGAAGAAGAAGAAGAAACGAUCGAAAAGAAGGAGAAGAGGCGAAGGGAGGCAAUGCUCGUUCGACGAUCCAUUUAUCGCGGAUGAUAAAUCGAUCGAAGAACGGUGAAAAAUUGGCGAUGGAAGUCUGUAGGGUCGCGGGUGUGACGAUCGAGAAAUGGAAGAGAGGAGGGAGAGACGCGUCUCCGUUGCACGGUCGCUAAUUCCACGACGUGUGAACGUUAGAUGAAACCUUUAUCUAUAUAUUUGCCACGAUAUUCAAUACGUGAAUGAGUAUAUCUAUUAAAUAAUAUUGAUAUAAAUACAUAGAGAACAGAGAGAGAGAGAGAGCGUGGAAGAAUGAAAGGGAGAGAGCGAGAGAAUUGCUCGUAUAGAGAGAGAGAAAGCGUGUUAGGGAGAGUGUGCGAGAGCGAACGACGAAGAGAGAGAAAGUAUGGUAAUAUCAUGAAAUUAUUAUUCUUUGUUACUUCUUUAUAAUUAAAACAAUAAAAAAAGCUGCUGAAUAAAAA